Molecule: messenger RNA, 1033 nt
Organism: Hippocampus zosterae (dwarf seahorse)
Lineage: Eukaryota; Metazoa; Chordata; Actinopteri; Syngnathiformes; Syngnathidae
Gene: umad1
Product: UBAP1-MVB12-associated (UMA) domain containing 1
Exons: 3
Coding region: 8-451 (147 amino acids)
Source: RefSeq, a predicted model, not a curated record
CGCAACUAUGUUGUCUUUCCUGGGUUUCCGAAAAGAUUCAAAGAAGUCGACGUCAGAGAGGGACCCUGACGGAGGCUUUGUGAUCAUCGGAGAAUCAGUUGAAGAGCAGAGGCGGAAGAUGCAGUCGAUGAACAUUGCACAACCUUCAACAAAUGUUAUUGUCUUGCCUUCUAAGCCACCAUGCCCUGCUCCAGCUCGACCAGCGGAAACAAUUACAAGCACAGCUCCGUCGCUCACGAACCUGGAAGACAGGUCCUCGGUCGUCGAGACGUCGUCACCGGCCCCCGAUCUCCUUGGUGACAUCCCCUUCGCUUUGGCACCUCAUGUUCAGGCAACGCAAAGAGGGUUCUCUUACAUUCCUGACAUACUGCUGUCCAAGGACAUGAACUCUAACCAAAUCUAUUUUCAAUAUGACUUCUCUCUCGAAAAAUCGGUCCUCCGUAACUCGUAGUUUUUCCCCACCAUGCCCAAGUGAAAAUAAGGUUUUUGUGUCUUUACUGCGUUUGCAACUGUGUAUCCCAUUCGGGGUAAUUAAUGGGCUUGAGAUGAUGAUCAAGUAGCAGAGGGGGUUUCCAGCCCGCAUAGAUUGUUUGUUAAUCAGACAUAAAGGCAAUCCUACCAACUGAGGUAAAUCAACACUUCAGAUUAGUUGAAUUUAACAUUUGCAACAUUUUUCAUUUACCGAAAUGGAAAGAUUUGGUUACCAUAUAACAUCCUGUAUGACAUGAAACUGUCGAAACAUUUUUUUCCCGAAUGGACAAUGUGAUGCCAUGCCACUUUACGUCAUAUACUGAAUAUGAAGAUGUUGAUGUUUUUGUUUUCAUCUCGCUGUCGAUAAGUAGAAACCAGACAUGUAAUCGGAGAAGUGGAUGUUUUUUGGAAUGACUUCAAACUUUUUUUACGAUACAGUGAUCCCUCACUUAUCGCGGUUAAUGGGGAGCAGAACACCCGCGAAAGACGAACAUCAGCGAAGUCGGGUUUGCCCCUCCCCCCGCGCCCCUAGGAAUUUUUGUGUAUAUUUAAAAUAUGUAAA